UGACAACAACCACGCCGGUCACUCAUAAGGCUCUAUCGGUUAUCAUCCACAAAGUAGCACUCUAUUACUUGACGAGGACCAACAGCGUCCCGAUCACCACGAGAGGGGCGUAUUCGUCGACAUCGACGAAGGGUCUCUAGAGAAUGCUUGCUGAUGCUCUGGAGGACUGUACCCCAAAAAUUAGCGUUGCAGGCUUACUGAAAGGUUGCCUACAGCAGGCUCGGAUAUAACUCCAUCGGUGACUUGUCAGCUUCUCGGCUUUCCUCCAAAUCACGCGAGCCUGCUAGUACUAUUCUGCGUGUCAACUUUGAUGCCGCGUAUGGUGCUUUGAGAAUUUGGGACACGUCCUUCGGCUCUGCCGAGGUUGUGCUUCUUCAUGAUGCGGUACGCGGGCCUGCUACCAGUUCCCGUUUCUCAUCCCAUACAUCAUGCUCUUAUCUCUGCUCUGGAAAAGUCUGCUUGCGUUUUGCUUUUCUGCCUUUGGGGCGUCGUCUUUUGUGAUUAAUACGACGGUUGCACUGGACUACGGAACUUUCACUGGGUUGCAAGAUGACGAUGCUGGAAUUAUCUACUUUCGUGGAAUACCGUAUGCGGACCCUCCUGUGAACGAUCUGAGAUGGAGAGCGCCGGUAUUCCCUCCUUCUAACUAUCUGGGAGACGUAAGCGCUGCUGAGUUCGGCAAUGUAUGCAUCGAAACGGCCACGUCUACAGUUCCGAGCGGCGCAUCUGAGGAUUGUUUGUUCAUCAAUGUCAACAUUCCCGUUGGAACUAACAGCGACGAUAAACUACCAGUUCUGAUCUACAUUCAUGGUGGUGGAUUCCAAAGUGGUAGUUCAAUUGGAUUUCCUCCAAAUGCAUUGUUUCAAUCAUCAGCCAAACCAUUCAUUUAUACUUCAUUGCAGUAUCGCCUGGGACAGUUUGGGUUUCUAGGCGGUUCCCAGUUGAAGGCUAACGGCGCUCUAAACGCAGGACUUCUGGAUCAGCGAGCUGCUCUUCGAUGGCUCCAGAAGUAUAUUUCCCACUUUGGUGGCGAUUCUGGGCGCGUGACGAUCUGGGGCGAAUCCGCGGGCGCGGGGUCUACGAUGUUCCAGGUUGUCGCGAACGGAGGUGACACGGAAGGCCUUUUCGUUGCAGCUAUGGGAGAUAGUCCUUCCAUGACCUUUAUGCCUGCAUACGAUAGUGAAUAUAUCGAAGGGAUCUUUACAGAUUUCGUAGCAGAUGCUGGCUGUGACAAAGACGAGGACGUUCUGGCAUGUCUCCGCGAAGCAGACGUGAACGAUCUGGCGGCAGCCGGAAAUGAUGUCCUCGUGUCAAAGCCCACAACUAUUUUUUCCUUUGCGCCAAUCCUGGACGGGACUUUCAUAUCUAAAAGGGCGGUCGAGGCUUUCCAAGAUGGGACGUUGGCUCCGAUACCUCUCUUCUACGGGUCGAACACCAAUGAAGGUGCCCAUUGGUCUGCUAACAUCCCAGCACCAUGGGCGAAUACAACUUCCUCAAACGCGACCGAGGACACUGUCUACUUCUUUUUGCAAGGCCAAUAUAGCACCUUGACAAACGAAACGUUCAUCAAGGCUCUAGAGCUGUAUCCACUCACGGACUAUAACAACUCGUAUGACUUGCAGGGUCAACAGAUGUAUGGCGAGAUGCGAUACAUUUGUACGGCGGUUUUAAUCAACAAAGCCGCCAAGCGAUCGGCGUUCCAGUACCGGUACGAUAACCCACACCUCGGUUCGAACCAUGGUGCCGAUCUGGAGGCGUUGUUCCCUUCCUCUUCAUCAUCUGAGGCGAACGCGGACGAUUUGGCGCUCUUCGAAGCUAUGCGUGAGUAUUGGACGUCGUUCGCUACUGGUGGUACGCCGGUUGCGCGGGAAGCACCAGAGUGGAGUGGUACGGGAGACCCGCGGAUGCUGCUGCAUCCUGGUGGUAUACACCUCGAGAAUAUUACGGAUGCGCUUUCUGCCAGGUGCGAUUUCUGGCAUGGCCUAAAGGAAGAGAUCAAGAUUUGAUUUGAUGUGUUAUCACCUUUGUGCACAACCAUGAUAUCUCGCUCAGCUUGGGCCGUCGAGUUA
Guyanagaster necrorhizus is the source of this 2069-nucleotide messenger RNA. RefSeq names its product alpha/beta-hydrolase. The record is from RefSeq and is a predicted model, not a curated record. NCBI's taxonomy places the organism in Eukaryota, Fungi, Basidiomycota, Agaricomycetes, Agaricales, Physalacriaceae. The coding region runs from base 429 to 2006 and encodes 525 amino acids. The transcript has 14 exons.